Arachis stenosperma is the source of this 2411-nucleotide messenger RNA. RefSeq names its product pentatricopeptide repeat-containing protein At5g66520-like. Bases 9 to 1883 code for a protein of 624 amino acids. The transcript is spliced from 2 exons. Gene Ontology annotation, molecular function: RNA binding; protein binding; zinc ion binding. NCBI's taxonomy places the organism in Eukaryota, Viridiplantae, Streptophyta, Magnoliopsida, Fabales, Fabaceae. The record is from RefSeq and is a predicted model, not a curated record. Gene Ontology annotation, biological process: RNA modification.
UUUAGAAAAUGAUUCGGUUCUGUUCAACGUUGACGAGGCCUUCUUCACAUUAUGAUCAUUGUAUUAGGCUUCGCUCUUUGAUUGAAUCGUGCAAAUCAAUGCAGCAAAUUAAGCAGACUCAUGCACAGUUACUAACUACUGGCCUAAUCUCACACUUUGUUUCAACUAAUAAGUUUCUAAAGCUUCUUGCUUUUGCUUCCCUUUCAUAUGCCCACAAAGUGUUUGAUCAAAUUCCUCAACCAGACUUGUUCAUCUACAACACUAUGAUCAAGGCCCAUUCUUUGUCCUCCGAUUCCUGUCGUGAUUCCCUCAUGGUUUUCCGGUCUUUGAUUCGGGAUUCAGGUCUUCUUCCUAAUAGAUAUAGCUUUGUGUUUGCUUUUGGUGCUUGUGGGAAUGGGUUGGGUGUUCUGGAGGGGGAGCAGGUUCAAGUUCAUGCUGUGAAAACUGGCGUGGAGAAUAAUGUGUUUGUUGCAAAUGCUUUGAUUAGUAUGUAUGGGAAGUGGAAACUUGUGGAGGAGAGCCGAAAGGUCUUCGAAUGGGCCGCGGAGUAUAGAGAUUUGUAUUCAUGGAACAACAUGAUUGUUGCUUAUGUUGGAGCAGGUAACAUGAACAAAGCUAAGGAAUUGUUUGAUGGAAUGCAAGAGCGUAAUGUCGUGUCAUGGAGUACGAUAAUUGCCGGCUAUGUGCAGGUUGGCUGUUUUAUGGAGGCUUUGGAUUUCUUCCACAUGAUGCUACAAGUAGGUACAAAGCCAAAUGAAUAUACACUUGUAAGUGCUCUUACAGCAUGUUCAAAUCUAGUAGCAUUGGAUCAAGGAAAGUGGAUCCAUGUUUACAGUGGCAGAAGUGAAAUCAAGAUGAAUGAGAAGCUUCUUGCUAGCAUCAUUGACAUGUAUGCAAAGUGUGGUGACAUUGAAUCUGCAUCAAGAGUUUUCAAUGAACACAAUUUGAAGCGAAAGGUUUGGCCUUGGAAUGCCAUGAUUGGUGGGUUUGCAAUGCAUGGAAAACCCAACGAGGCUCUAAGUGUUUUUGAACAAAUGAAGGUUGAAAAUGUUUCUCCCAAUAGAGUCACGUUCAUUGCGUUACUAAAUGCUUGUAGCCAUGGCCACAUGGUCGAGCAGGGGAAGUCCUACUUCAGAUUGAUGGUUAGUGACUAUGGAAUUAACCCGGAAAUAGAGCAUUAUGGAUGCAUGGUAGAUCUACUCAGUCGUGCCGGUCUCCUAAAGGAGGCCGAAGAAAUGAUAUCAGGUAUGCCUAUGGCUCCAGAUGUAGCAAUUUGGGGAGCACUACUAAAUGCUUGUAGAAUCUAUAAAGAUAUGCAGAGGGGUUAUAGAAUAGGGAAAAUUAUUAAAGAAAUGGAUCCUGACCAUAUAGGGUGUCAUGUUCUAUUGGGUAAUAUAUAUUCCACGUCCAGAAGAUGGAAUGAAGCAAGGAUGCUAAGAGAGAAGAAUGAAAACAGUGACAGAAAAAAGGUUCCCGGUUGCAGCUCAAUUGAAUUGAAUGGAACAUUCCAUCAAUUCCUUGUUGGGGAUCGAUCCCAUCCUCAAAGUAAAGAGCUUUACUCAUUUUUGGAUGAGAUGACAACCAAGUUAAAGAUUGCUGGGUAUGUUCCAGAAUUUGGGGAGCUUCUGCUCGAUAUUGAUGACGAGGAAGACAAAGAGACUGCCCUGUCAAUACACAGUGAGAAAUUGGCUAUUGCUUUUGGGUUGAUGAACACAGCACCUGGAACCCCGAUUCGCAUUGUGAAGAAUUUGAGAGUUUGUGUGGACUGUCAUAAAGCAACAAAAUUCAUCUCCAAGGUUUAUAAGCGAGUAAUUAUAGUUAGAGACAGGACGAGAUAUCACCAUUUUAAAAAUGGAGUUUGCUCUUGCAAAGAAUAUUGGUAAAGAUUAAAGAAUGUGCUAAAGUUGUCAAAUAAGUCUCAAGAUGCAAGUAUCCCUCUAUCACAAAGAUGACAGUCUUUGACAUGUUGAGUUGGCAAGACAAAGGUAUGCAUUUGAUGACAUGUUGGUAGCUUGGGUAGGGUGAAAGAUGAUGUUGUGCAUAUCAUUACGCACAAAUGCGAAUAAAAAGAUCAAGCAUGGAGAAGUUGAACUGUUCACUUUUCAUUAUAUACAUCAUUCAGCAGUUCUGCACUGGAAGAUGCAGGCGGAGUGAUGGCAUUAAAAUAUUGGAACAUCUCAGAGAGAGAGAGACUGAAGAGAAUGUGGAAACUCAAUUAGAUCAUGGAAGCUGAAAAAUGAACAAUCGAGUUUCUCAGACAAUGUUAUGAUUCCUUCAUUCUACCGUAACAUGAAGCGGCACGUAUUAUCCAUUUGUGCCUUUAUUCGUUUCAUACUUUACCAAUAAGCAAGAAAUGGCCAACAAAUUAUGUAACGCAAUUCUAUUUGAUUAUCUGGCAAAUGGGUUUAGGA